Messenger RNA from Pichia membranifaciens NRRL Y-2026, 1584 nucleotides. RefSeq lists its product as hypothetical. Gene Ontology annotation, molecular function: iron ion binding; heme binding; monooxygenase activity. Gene Ontology annotation, biological process: ergosterol biosynthetic process. NCBI's taxonomy places the organism in Eukaryota, Fungi, Ascomycota, Pichiomycetes, Pichiales, Pichiaceae. The record is from RefSeq and is a predicted model, not a curated record. The transcript has a single exon. The coding region runs from base 1 to 1584 and encodes 527 amino acids.
AUGUCCGUCAUCAAAACUCUUGUGCAAGACGCACACCAUCUUCUGAGCAUCGCAUACGGCGUGUUCAGCGAGUUGUCGACGAUCCAGCAGAUCUUUUCAAUUAUCGCCAUUCCAUUCAUUUACUCCCUCACAUGGCAAUUCCUCUACUCGUUGCGCAAAGAUCGCGUGCCGAUGGUCUUCUACUACCUUCCGUGGGUCGGGUCGGCUGUGACGUACGGUAUGCAGCCUUACGAGUUCUUUGAAAGCUGCCGUGAAAAGCACGGCGACUGCUUCUCCUUCCUGUUGUUGGGCAAAGUGAUGACGGUGUAUUUGGGGCCAAAGGGCCACGAGUUCGUGCUCAACGCCAAGUUGAGUGACGUUUCUGCAGAGGAAGCGUACACCCACUUGACUACGCCUGUCUUCGGUAAGGGUGUUAUCUACGACUGUCCUAACUGGAAGUUGAUGGAACAAAAGAAGUUCGCCAAGGUUGCUCUCACAAAGGAAAGUUUCGUGCGUUACGUUCCAUUAAUCAAGGAGGAGAUGAUGAGCUACUUCAAUGCUGCCUUCAAGGGCUCCUCUGGUACCGCCGAUGUCUUGAAAGCACAAUCUGAAAUGACCCUAUUCACUGCCUCCCGUUCUCUAUUUGGCGAUGAGUUGCGUAGCAAGUUGGACACGUCUUAUGCUGAAAUGUACUCCGAUUUAGACAAGGGUUUCACUCCGUUGAACUUUGUUUUCAGUUACUUGCCGCUACCAAACUACUUCAAAAGGGAUGCCGCUCACAACAAGAUUGCGCACACUUAUUUAGACCUCAUCACCCAAAGACGUGAUUCUGGUAAGAUUGAAAAUAGAGAUUUGGUCGACGCAUUGUUGAAGAACUCUGUCUACAGAGAUGGCAGCCGUAUGACUGAUCGUGAAAUCGCUAACUUGAUGAUUGGCGUUUUGAUGGGUGGCCAACACACAUCGUCGGCUACAUCUUCGUGGUUUUUGUUACAUCUUGGUGAAAAGCCAGAGCUUCAAGAACAGUUGUACCAAGAAAUAAAAAGCGUACUAGGAGACAGAUCUGAAUUAACUUACGAUGAUUUGCAAAAACUGGAUUUAGUCAACAGUACCAUCAAGGAAACCUUGAGACUACACAUGCCAUUACAUUCCAUUUUCAGAAAAGUCACCCGUAAUCUGCCAGUGCCAAACACAUCCUAUGUCGUACCAAAGGGCCACUACGUGAUGAUUUCUCCAGGUUACACCAUGAUCAACGAAAGAUACUUUCCCAAUGCAGGCGAGUUCCAGCCUCACCGAUGGGACGACAUCAAAUCGAUUGAUGGCGGCAUAUCUUUGCCAGCAACUUCUAAUGGUGGCUCAGAUGAACAAGUCGAUUAUGGUUUCGGUAAGAUUUCAAAGGGUGUUGCUUCUCCAUACUUACCUUUUGGUGGUGGUAGACACAGAUGUAUUGGUGAACCUUUUGCAUACACUCAGUUGGGAACUUUAUUGGUCACAUAUAUUUUGAACUUCAAAUGGACCAGUAAAUGUCCUCCUGUCGACUAUACUUCGAUGGUUACUUUACCUAUCCAACCAGCUCUCAUCAAUUGGGAAAGAAGAGAAAAGAACUAG